Molecule: messenger RNA, 2269 nt
Organism: Capsicum annuum
Lineage: Eukaryota; Viridiplantae; Streptophyta; Magnoliopsida; Solanales; Solanaceae
Product: putative F-box protein At5g52610
Exons: 3
Coding region: 641-2044 (467 amino acids)
Molecular function (GO): protein binding
Source: RefSeq, a predicted model, not a curated record
CUCAAAUAUCCAUUCACCUCCAUAUUUAAUCAUUAUUGGUACUAAAACAGAAGUUGUAUCCAUUUUUUUGUAUCAAUUGUGAGCAAAUUUUUAGAGAUUUAUACAGGAUUGUGGAAUGUAAAAGGUAAAGAUGAGUAUCAGAAAAGGUAAUGAACGGAGAAUUAGGUGUUUGAAGGGAAAGAAAUUUGUGAUUGAAAAGAAAAGAAGGUAAAGUUGUAAUUUGAUUUUUUUAUUUUUAUUUUCCCGUUAUAUGCAGUUAAUGUGGAAAGGCUAUUUAGCGGGUUUAUAAUGUGACUCGCGAGUGGCUACUUACGGGUAUUACAAAUUUGGAUGCUAAUUUUAUAGAAUUAUUUUAUUUUAGGUGUUAUUUUUGUCCUUUCCCCUAAUUUUUUUUUUUUUUUGUAUAAAGACACAAAUUUUGAAAAUGAGGAAUGGGUUGGAAUUAUAGUUUGGGCGUGUGUUUUACUUUACUAAAUUGUACAGUGAGUUUGCAGUUGACCCGACCCAUUACGUUUGUCCAAUUAGAAAGCGGUUAUCCAUCCAUCCAGCCCAGUUGUGCUAAAAUUGCCUAGUCUAAACCCAUCUAAAAUGAAGAGAGCCAUUAUUCCGCCGUGUUCAUCUGAAGGGUUUUCGGAAUCCAAUGCCUGUCAAAGUAGCAAAGAGAAAGCAUUUCCAAACUGAAAAUGGAUUUUCUCAGUCAGAGCAGCAAAUGGAGAAGCAGAGAAUCCCCCCUAUCAUUCAGAUCCAACCAUAUAACGAAGCAAAAAAGGUAGAUCUUGAAUCGAGAAAAAAGGCAAAUAUUUUGAAAUGCCAACAUUCGGGGAAGAAGAAGCUGUUGAAGAAGAAAUCAGUACCUCACGGUCAAAUUCGCAAGGGGAAGAGAGUCGUGAAGAAGAUAGAUUAUGAUCAGCAGGCAAUUCAUUUCCAAGAGCAAAUACUUGUGGAUAUCCUCAGCAGGUUACCCUUGCGCUCUCUUCUUCGCUUCAAAUGUGUCUCCAAAACUUGGGAGGCAUUAAUAUCAGAUCCUUAUUUUCAUAAGAUGAUAAUGAAGAAGCAGCGUCAGAGUCCUGAUUCAACUUCCCAAAAGCUUCUUAUUCGCAAAAUGUUCAGUGACACUGCUCCCUCAAGGUUUAAAUUCUAUUCUUCUUCUUUAUCCACUUUUGAGGAUGUACAACAACUCGAUCCCCCUUUAACCCACUAUGUGGAUCGUUAUCACAUCUUUUCUUCUUUCGACGGCUUGGCUCUUCUUGCUGCUGAUACACAGCUUUUCUUGUGGAACCCCUUAACAAGAGAAACCGCACUACUUCCCCAUACAGAAUUUGAGGCAAUGUGCACUUGUUUCGUAUUGGGAUAUGAUGAUGCCACUGAUGGCUAUAAGAUCCUUAAAUUGGACAUGCGUCUACAAAAAUCCAUGGAAAUUCUCACGCUUAAAACAAGGUUUUGGAGGAAAAUUUGUAACCAUCCAACUGCCGUUUGCCCUACGACAGGACAUGAAAUGGAGAUUCUUCCUCGCCCAAGUAAAAAUAUUCCUAUGGAGCCUUUGGUAUGUGUACAUGGAGCUUUUCAUUGGCUUGGUGAUUUGAACGUAUCAGGAAAGUUUUAUGUGGUUUCAUUUAGUAUUUCAAAUGAGGUGUACGGAGACGUACCUUUGCUAGAGGAGAUGGGGAAAAAGGUUAACUACCGCCCAGAUUUUGGCCUUUCAUUAUUGGAUGGAAUGCUUUGCUAUUAUACUACUACUAAUGAUGGUUCAUUGGGUUCUUUUAAGUUGUGGGCUAUGAAAGACUAUGGUGUCAAGGAAUCUUGGAUAGUAUUGUGUACCUUACAAUUCAAUGGUCUUGUUAUAGCCAAACCACGAUAUAGGUUUCCAGAUGGUGGGCUGCUACUAUAUGCACCUGGGGAAUUCCCACAUCAAUGUGGGGUACCUAGCUGUUUUACAUUCCAGACAUUCAAAGGAAAAUUUGGAUUUUGGCCUGAACGCGGAGGAACCUUUGAGAAAGGAAUCGUUUAUAGAGAAAGCUUGAUUUCUCCAAAAUUAGUUAUUUAGUGUUUGCUUUGAGUUUGAGUUUCUAUUAGAAACGUCUCUAAAGUUUAUGAAUUACCUCUUCGGACCUCACUUUCAGGAUAACUAUGGGUGGGUAUGUUGUUCUAUACAAGCACUUUUGGGUAUCUAAUUCUUUUAAUGUUUAUUUUUCGGACAUAAUGUAUGGACCUCUUGUUCUAACAAUUAUAUUUAUGAAUUAUGGCCUCGUCGUGUGAAUCCUUUGAGAAA